Messenger RNA from Hypanus sabinus (Atlantic stingray), 2813 nucleotides. RefSeq names its product translocase of inner mitochondrial membrane 8 homolog B (yeast) (gene timm8b). Lineage: Eukaryota; Metazoa; Chordata; Chondrichthyes; Myliobatiformes; Dasyatidae. The record is from RefSeq and is a predicted model, not a curated record. Bases 1998 to 2264 code for a protein of 88 amino acids. The transcript has a single exon.
AGUAAAAAUCUUUACAUUACGUCGCCACCUAAUUGUGCAGUGUGCAACCAUAGUAGUUUAUAAUAAACAGAACAGUCAAUGUAACAUAGAAAUCAGUGUGAGUUAAUCAGUCUGAUGGCCUGGUGGAAGAAGCUAUCCCCGGAGCCUGUUGGGCCUGGCUUUUAUGCUGUGGUACCAUUUCCCUGAUGGUAGCAGCUGGAAUAGAUUGUGGUUGGGGUGACUCUAGUCCUCAAUUAUCCUUCUGGCCCUUUUAUUACACCUGUCUUUUUAAGUGUCCUGAAUCAUGGGAAGUUCACAACUACAGACGCGCUGGGCUGUCCGCAACACUCUCUGCAGAAUCCUGCGAUUAAGGGAGGUACGGUUCCCAUACCGGGCAGUGAUGCAGCCUGCAUCUCCCAAGGAGCUCAGUCUGCAAGAGGUCAUAGGGAGAGUCUCAAUCUGCUCAGCGAGGGAGGAUGAGCGAUACCAUGAUGAGGGGUAUAGUUCAAGUGGACUGCCAGAGACUUUGACCUGGGCUGGGAAUGGUUAUGGGGCAUAAUUUCAAGGUGAUUGGAAGAAAGUAUAAGGAAAUGUCAGCGUAACUUUUUUUUUUACAGAGAGUGGAGUGUGUGGAACAUACAGGCAGAGGUAGAUACACUGGAGACAUUUAAGAAACUCUUAGAUAGGCACAUGGAUAAUGGAAAAGUUGAGGGUUAUUAUGGGCUGAAUGGCCCAUACUGUGGUGUAAUGUUCUAUGUGCUGUCUGAAAGAAAAGGGCCAUAACAGUAAACAGGAGGACAUCUGUAGAUGCUGGGAAUUCAAGCAACACACACAAAAUGCUGGUGGAACUCAGCAGGCCAGGCAGCAUCUAUAGGGAGAAGCACUGUCGACAUUUUGGGCCGAGACCCUUUGUCAGGCCAUAACAGUAGCACAGUUGGCAGAGCUGCUGUCUCACAGCUCUAAGGACCCAGUUUGAACCCUGACGUCCACGACUGUCCGUGUGGAGUUUGCACGCUUUCCUGUGACCACGCAGGUUCCUCCCACAUUCCCCAAACAAGCAGGGUCGUCCACCACCUGGGUGCAAUGUUGUGCACGACAAGCCCAGCUCCAUCGCUAUCCAGCAACCUGAUGGUGGGCUAGAUCUGCUAUCCUUAAUGCUCUUAAUAUUCACAGUGUUCACCUCUGACUACUGCUCUGACUGUCACCACAAACACAAAUGCAAAUGCCCCUCCUCUUUUUCCUCCACCUGCACCCCAGAAUAUUCACCCCUGUGCAUCCCUAAGCCAUGUUUCUGGAAUGGCUAUAUCAGUCUAAGCCAAAUGAUAGCUAAUUUGAUAAAGAUAAAUGGAAAAUAGAACUGGGAGAAAUAAAGAAAAUAGGGAUAUUUCCUGUUGAAAUCCCAGCAUGUACAAUUAUUGUGACUCUAUGGGAAUCAGCAGCUUGUAAGGCUCUGAACAAACGGAUUUAAAACAGUAAGAACAGCAAGUUACCAAUCUUUUGCAAGACCAGGGGGGAACGGUGGUGGAGGCUGAUACGAUGGGGUCUUUUAAGAGACUUUGGGAUAGGUACAUGGAGCUUAGAAAAAUAGGUUAUAGGUAAGCCUAGUAAUUUCUGAGAUAGGGACAUGUUCGGCACAAUUUUGUGGGCCGAAGGGCCUGUAUUGUGCUGUACAUUUUCUACGUUUCUAUGUAAUCAGCACCCCUAUUUCAAUAGCCAAUCAACAGCUUCAUUUUAAACUCCGUGCAGCCUCAGCUAGACGGAUAGAAACGUCAAUGUGAUUGGCGAAUGUGUAGAAUAUGCAAAUAUCCGUCACAGACCCUAACCGAGAAAUGUGAUAAAUUUACAGAACAGAUCUUUUGCUCGAAUCGUCGGUUCCAAUAAAGCCAACAUGGUGUUUGAAAGGCGGUGAUGAACACGGGUACCAUUUGCUAUCGGUCACCCUGAUGUAAAGAGGGAGAGCAGGUCUGAAGGGAGCUUGAAGGGGGCGGGCCGCCGUGUUUGAUCGGCAGUUCGCCGCCAUGGAGGGUUUCGAUGCGGCGGCGGUGAGCCGGGCCGAGCAGACGGAGCUGUCGCGGAUGAUCGCCGCGGAGCAGCAGAAGGCGCAGUUCCAGCUGCGGGUGCACGGCUUCACCGACGUGUGCUGGGAGAAGUGCGUGGACAAGCCGGGCUCCAGGCUGGACUCGCGGACCGAGAGCUGCCUGGUCAGCUGCGUGGAGCGCUUCGUGGACACCACGCUGGCCAUCACCAACCGCUUCGCGCAGAUGGUGCAGAAGGGGGGACACUGACCGUCUGGCCGAUUGAAGGUGUCUCCAAGGUCAUUUCUUCAACUUCCUACUCCGCCGCACCUUCAUAACGCAUGCAGAUCUUCAGUGCAAGUCAUUCUGGACGUUGGAAUCCCAUUAAAGUCCUUGUUUCGUGAGUACUAUUGACUGGAGACUCCGACUCGCUGUGGAGUUUUUGUUAAUUUUCUGCACGGCCCUUGUAGGCUGUCCUUCAGUGAUACUGAAAGUCACGGCCUGGAUGAGGGAGCCGGGACGGAAUCAAGGACGAACCCGGACUCGUAACCAGAAUGUGGGGGGAUCGAUUGUUGCUGUGCGCCGUCACCGUGCCUGUGUUGAAAUCUCCCCCCGCUUCCGCAAUCAUGGGACGUGAAGUCAUGUUUGUACGCGGAAAUCAUCGCUCGUUCCGAUUUUGUCUUCAGUUACAUGUGCUUACCGGCAGCAUAAAGGACUGUCUCACGUAAAAGUGCGGCGUUAGUUCAAAGUCCAGUAACAGAAAUUCGCCCUUGUUAAUUUUUUGAGAUGUGGAAUUAAAAUGUGCUCUCACGAAAUUGA